Molecule: messenger RNA, 1217 nt
Organism: Exophiala mesophila
Lineage: Eukaryota; Fungi; Ascomycota; Eurotiomycetes; Chaetothyriales; Herpotrichiellaceae
Exons: 1
Coding region: 60-1157 (365 amino acids)
Molecular function (GO): RNA binding
Source: RefSeq, a predicted model, not a curated record
GACCAUUCGAAGAUUCAAACGGCAUCAAAACUGUCAACUUGAUAGAAUAAUACCUCAAGAUGAGCAUCACUGAUUCUAGCGAACAGGAAGCAAAGCCUGUUUCGCGAAAACGAAACCUUGAGGCUGCAGAAAUUGAAAUUGAUGUCGAGGCACCAGAACCGCCAUCGAAGAAGGCCUUGCGCAAAGCCAAAAAAUCAAAGACGACAGUCACUGGGGAAUCUGCAACCCCUAGUCAAGCCCCAAAGACGCAGCAAGACAGUACCAAAGCCAUUCAGAAGGAUAAUCAACGAUCACAAUAUGGCAUUUGGAUAGGUAAUCUAUCAUUUGGCACUACCAAAGACGACUUGGUGAGAUUUUUCGCCACUCAUUCAUCACGUUCGAUUCCGCGAGAUCAGAUCACGAGGAUUCAUCUCCCUCUGGGGCCAGCCAAAUUCGGCAAACCAGCAAACAAAGGAUUUGCAUACAUUGACUUUGCUGAUGCCUCGACCCUCGACAUCGCCCUGGAAUUCAGUGAAGCCCUCCUUGAUGGCCGGAGAGUGUUGAUCAAAAACGCCAAAAGCUUCGAGGGGAGGCCAGACGCAACUGCGGGCAAGGGUCAGGAAUCUGAAGGCAAACCUGCAAGCAAACGCAUCUUCGUUGGCAACCUGGAUUUCGAGACCACAGCUGAGGAAGUGGAGCAACACUUUGGCCGCUGUGGUGCCAUCGUCCAUACUCACAUGGCUACUUUUGAAGACAGCGGCAAGUGUAAAGGAUAUGCGUGGGUGGACUUUGAGCAGCUGUCCUCUGCACAAGCGGCAAUGCGUGGAUGGGUGGAGGAACAAGAUAGUGACCCUCAGGGAAUCCGACAUCCGGACAGGAGUAACAAACGACGGGUAUGGCUACAGAAGCUCAAAGGGAGGAAAUUACGAAUGGAGUUUGCCGAGGACAAGGCAACACGGUAUCAGAAGCGCUUUGGAAAGGGUAGCAAGGCCGGUCAGGAAGAUGAAGCGCAGGAUGUGUCUACAUUAGAGGUUGCGGAUGGAUCCGCGUCUGACCGCAGACCAAAGCGAGAUGCUGAGACACGAAGCAAGAAGCCAGGCAAAUACACCGAGGAAACGGUUCAGAGAUUGACAGGAGCCAUUGUUGAGGCGAAGGGGAAGAAGACGACGUUUGGUUAAGAUGUCAGUUCCGAAUAUGGCGUUAGAGUUGGUAGGCGGGUAUUGUGUCGGGCUGUCCGC